UAGAAAGUUGAUCUUUGUGCAGUCUGCGCAAUGUAUUUCAUAUAAAUUAUAAUUGUUGUUCAUAUUAAUAUUGAAACGUACUGUAUAUUGUAAGUCGUGACAAAUGAUUUAUAGAUCUCGAAUUACCACAUACUUUGAUUUUCCGAAUUACUGAGUCAGUGGGUGAAUCAUAUACGGUAUACUCUUUGUCAUAUUUUAAUCUCGAAGUGUUAAGUCGUCUCUAAUAACAAUAAAGUGUUCAUAUAAAGUAAAAUAGUGUUUUAAUAUAAAAGUCUACAUUUUUAGACCGAAACAAAUUUAUGACCGAGGCCAAGUAACUUCUGAUGAGUUCCAAGAAAUGUAAACAGAUGUCGCCGAUAGCCGCCUAUCAAAUAUUUAAGGUUAAUGAAACGAAAUACGAAAAAACGAAAACGAAAUCAACAACGAAAUUUUCCAGUUUUAAGUUCAAGGUGAAGGACAAGAGGAGACCGAGGAGUCAACCGUAUGCCCAGUGCCAGCCGUUUUAACAGUUAUUACUUUCUUGAUAAAGCAGCUUUUUAAUGAAUCAACUUUUAGUAGUUUAGUAAACACGGCAGAGGUAUGGCCAAGGAAAAAGGAGCUCAGUGCAAGGGAUGUGCUAGUGCUGCCAAUGGGUAUUUAAUUGCUUAUAAUGGAAUACAAACGGUGGGUUGGACCUACCUCCUUUUCCAAGUGUUCUCACACUACCUCUUCACCCCCUCGGUACCGUUGUACGACCAAGUGAAAUGGACUGUAAUCCUAUUUCAAAACGCCGCCGUUCUGGAAGUGGUGCAUGCCGCCACGGGAUUGGUCAGGGCAAAUCCGGUUCUUACGGCAUUCCAGGUGGCGUCUAGGGUUAUCGUGGUUUGCGGAAUCCUCAUGGCCACCGAAGCUCCCCGUCACAGUAUAGGACUCGCCUUGGCUCUGUUGGCUUGGUCUGUUACUGAAAUUAUUAGAUACUCUAUGUACACAUUAAGUCUGUUGGGACAAGCGCCGUAUUUCUUGACGUGGUUGAGGUAUUCAACGUUUACCAUCUUAUAUCCAAUAGGGAUAACUGGAGAAUUGUUAUGUAUAUAUGCUGCCCAAAAAGAAGUUGGUGAAAAUGGACUGUAUUCGAUAAAAAUGCCCAAUCAAUUUAACGUUAUUUUCAACUAUCAACACGUUUUAGUAUUCUUGAUGUUGUUAUACAUUCCACUGUUUCCUCAGCUGUUCAUGCACAUGGUCUCACAAAGGAAAAAAGUGUUGGGCGGACAGAAAAAAGAAUAAGGCUGGUUAUAUUUUUCACAUAAUGUCCUCAAUAUCCCAGUAAAUUUGUUAUAGAUAUAAGUAUUGUUAAUUUGUUAUUUCAUGUUGCUAUUUAUUCAAGUAAAUCUACUAUUGAAUUUUGAAUAUUCAAGGAGUAUAUAUUUUUAUAAAGUAAAACUGAAAAUGUAAUUUUCAGAACGUUUUUUUGCAUUAAUUUGGAUGACCACUUUGACUUAGUUCAAAUUAUUAUCUUCCAGAUCUCUCAAAAUGUAAUUUAUAUUAAUAUAUUAAAUGACCGAAUUUAUGUUUUUA
Molecule: messenger RNA, 1554 nt
Organism: Psylliodes chrysocephalus
Lineage: Eukaryota; Metazoa; Arthropoda; Insecta; Coleoptera; Chrysomelidae
Source: the annotation of a GenBank genome assembly